CCAGCCAGUGCCCCCCAUCUCAACAAGGUUAGAUAAUGGAGACCCUUUGCUAGGGGCUCCUCUGGCUCAGGGCAUUCUGUGUCGUCCUCACGCCUCCAUCAGCAUCCAAGGCCUCUUUUCUAAAGUUUCAUGUGCCCUCUGCCUCACCAAGGAUGUCAGUCCACUGGGGAUCCAAGGUGACAGCUCUCAGCCUUUCCCAGUAUUCCUCCUCCUGCCUAAGGGGCCUUCACUGGUCUUUGCUACACUAAGUUCAGUGAUCUCACACUCUGGGAUUAGUGUUUAACUCUGCAGCAGUGUGCCUCCAUUUCACAGAUGGGUAAAAUGAGACUGAGAAUGAUGUAUUGGCUGCUUCUAGUAGGUAAGACCCGUGAUGUGAUUGAGCUUAAAUAUGAGCCCACUGCUGAGUCCUGGCACCCUCGCUUCUAAAAAAAGUUAUCAAAACCUACCUGAUGCUUCCAGGCCACCCUGGGGUAGAGGCCAGGGAUUAGGCUGGCUGCCUGAGUUUACCCUAAUCCCCUCUCUGUGGAUCCCAGGUGAUGAGCUCAAGCCUGAGGGGUCAUAAGCAGCUUUCUGGACCCUGAGAGCCCAGGGAACUGCAUUGCUGAGUCCCCUUAUCUUCUCCAUGGCAACAGAGCAGGGCUCACAACUGGUUCCUGGCCCCCAGAAGACCCCUGAAGGAGCUGCAUCUCCUGAGAGUGCUGCUGAGGGCUCCACCUUGGCCAGAAGAAGGAGCAAGAAGGAGAAGAAGCCACCAGGGUCCCAGAAGGCCAGUUCUGAGAAGCAGUCCUCUGGCCAGGGUUCUGAGCCCUCAGGAAGCAGCAAGAACCCCCCAAAGACCAGGGCGGGGCAGGAUGAGCCAUCCUCAGCAUUGCCCAGUCAAGCCUCCCACCGACAAUCCCACCGACAUCGUCCUGACUCCCAGCAGGACGCUGCCCAAAGGACGUAUGGGCCCCUGCUCAACCGCAUCUUUGGAAAGGAUCGUGAACUGGGCCCUGAGGAGUUGGAGGAACUUCAGGCUGCCUUUGAGGAGUUCGACACUGACCAGGAUGGCUACAUUGGCUACCGGGAGCUAGGUGACUGCAUGCGGACACUAGGCUACAUGCCCACAGAGAUGGAGCUCCUGGAAGUGUCACAGCACGUGAAGAUGCGCAUGGGUGGCUUCGUGGAUUUUGAAGAGUUUGUGGAGCUGAUAAGCCCAAAGCUGAGGGAGGAGACAGCUCAUAUGUUGGGUGUACGAGAGCUCCGCAUCGCUUUCCGAGAGUUUGACAAGGACAGGGAUGGGCGGAUCACAGUGGCAGAGCUGCGGCAGGCAGCACCAGCCCUGCUCGGGGAACCACUAGAGGGCACUGAGCUGGAUGAGAUGCUGCGAGACAUGGACCUUAAUGGGGAUGGCACCAUAGACUUUGACGGUGAGUCACCCUCACAAACACGCCCCUCCCAUGCCUCAAUGGGGAUGGCACCCUAGACUUUGACGGUGAGUCACCCUCACAGACACACCCCUCCCAUGCCUCUAGCCCUUUGAACCUCCUUCAGUCCCUGACCUGGGUUGGCCUUUCCCUACCCCUCUCUCCUGCAGAAUUUGUAAAGAUGCUAUCUACUGGGUGAGGCACCUGGGGGGACAGCCUACUGCCCCUGAGGCCCAGAUACCCGGCCGAGAACCAGACUACCACACCCUUCCCCAGGGUGGGAGAGAUCCUCCCCAGCUGUAGGCUGCUUCUACCCCUGGCCACACCUGACUACUCCAGUGUCUGCUGCACUGUCUUCUCCUCCUGAGCUCUGGAGGGAAAAAUGGCAGCUGGUUGCAGUUCUCAGCAGAGAACAAUAUUUGGACUUCUCCAGAUCCUGGAGAGGUAGGAGUUCCCAGCUUUUGCUGCAUUCGAAUAAAUCAGACAUAGUGUGUGGUGGGGAAUUCCUAGGACAUGGUGGAUGGCGAUGUGUAUAGAGUGCUGUUUUGAAAAAUGUAAUUGGCUGAUAGAAUGGCCCAGCAGGUAAAAGCUCUUGCUACCGAGUCAGAAUUGUAUCUUUGAUGUUUUUGUAGUGGGGUUGGUGGCGCACGCCUUUAAUCCCAGCACUCGGGAGGCAGAGGCAGGCGGAUCUCUGUGAGUUCCAGGCCAUCCUGGUCUAUAGUAUAGAGUGAGUUCCAAGACAGCCAGGGCC
Molecule: messenger RNA, 2157 nt
Organism: Mesocricetus auratus (golden hamster)
Lineage: Eukaryota; Metazoa; Chordata; Mammalia; Rodentia; Cricetidae
Gene: Cabp4
Product: calcium binding protein 4
Exons: 5
Coding region: 623-1465 (280 amino acids)
Molecular function (GO): calcium ion binding
Source: RefSeq, a predicted model, not a curated record